AUGAUGGGGAUGAUUAUUCCCAAGUUGUCCCCUAUAAAUUCAAUCCACUUGGACAAUUAUUUGCUACGAAAUCCUCUUUACGAUGAUCCCGUAUCUCAAACUCAAGAGAAUGAUUACAUAGUAUCCCAAGAGGCCAAACUUCAUGAGAGAGUGGAAAGCAUGCAAGUCAUGAUGAUUGACACUUUUAAUAUUGAGGACCAAUUACUCUUAAUCCAAGAAAUGAUGCAAGACCUGCGAAGGGAAAUGCACCAGAAGUUAGUAGAGAAAGAUGCGGAAAUAGCAUUACUAUAUGCUCAAUUGAAAGGAAAAGCCAUCAUGAGUGAGCAAGAUAAGGGGAAGGCAAAUGAGAUCAUGGCCCACGAACAAUAA
Molecule: messenger RNA, 369 nt
Organism: Prunus armeniaca (apricot)
Lineage: Eukaryota; Viridiplantae; Streptophyta; Magnoliopsida; Rosales; Rosaceae
Source: the annotation of a GenBank genome assembly